AUGAACUGGGUUGGUGGCUCCCGGAGCAGAAUCAUACUUAAACAGGAAAGGAGAAAGCAAAAGGAAUUCUUUGAAAAGAAAAAGCUUAGAUCAAAGAUGAAGCUGCUAGGAGUAUCAUCACCCCCUAAAAGUUCAACAGUCAGUUUAGAUCUCCUCAACCUGUAUGUUGUUAACCAGAUAUCCACCAAGAAAGUCACUGCUGACAGAGUGAGAAAACCAGUCCAUGUGGAUCUGAACAAGGGGUUAAAAACUCCUACAAGGAGACAGAAUAUUGAACUUCCCAUGUCACCACAACAACAAAAUUUCAGAACGAACCUAGCAUGCAGUCCUUGGGAAGUGGCCUAUGAAGAGGAGAAGCAGAGCAAACAGGUUUGA
Molecule: messenger RNA, 375 nt
Organism: Emys orbicularis (European pond turtle)
Lineage: Eukaryota; Metazoa; Chordata; Testudines; Emydidae
Gene: REDIC1
Product: regulator of DNA class I crossover intermediates 1
Exons: 5
Coding region: 1-375 (124 amino acids)
Source: RefSeq, a predicted model, not a curated record